Messenger RNA from Arachis ipaensis, 3235 nucleotides. Lineage: Eukaryota; Viridiplantae; Streptophyta; Magnoliopsida; Fabales; Fabaceae. The record is from RefSeq and is a predicted model, not a curated record.
UAAAUUUUAAAUUUGGUAGUUGUGAAAUAAUAAGGAUUUUUAUAUGAUUUGAACUAAAUAAUUAAUACUUUAAAAUAUUGACACUAUUGUUUUGGGAAAAUAAAAGAUUUAAUUAUAUCAUUUUUAAUUAUUUGAUUUGGACAUUUUAUUGAAAAUAAUUUAUAAAAUUUAGAGGUAAUGACCAAUUCGGUACCCGAAAGAUUCAAACGCUGACAUUUUGGUACCUAACUAUUCUUAUUGACAAAAAGGUACCUGAAUGAUUAAAAAUUUUGCCAAGCGUGUCCAUGUGCUUGCCGGAACAUAGCUCCGGUGAGUACGAUGCCUACGUGGACGCCGAUUUUUGCUGACAAGAUUAGUUUUAUAUUAGAUGGAAUUUGUAAUUAAAAGUAUGCUUAUCCUACCUGAAAAUUAAGUUAACCUAAUUGAAAAUUGGUUUUGCCCUAAUUUAAUUUUGUCCUAAAACCCAAUUAGCAAGUGUUGUUACUAGUUACUGAGUUACUGUGGUUAGUGUGUCACUAUUAGCGAAACUCAAAGGUCACGUAGAGAGAGAGAGACGUUGCUCUGGAAGCUUGGCGUGAAGAAGAACGAUAUAAGGCGAGAGACAUUGUCGAAUCAAGGGUAACGGUUCUCAAGUGGCAUCGUUGGAUCACCAUUCUUCGCAAGGAGCAACCCUACGAAGAGAUGGAUCGUGUAGUUACGUUUGUGUAUCAUCACAUGGGUUGCUUGAAAAAGGUUAGAGAUGGGAAUGUGAUAUACGAAGGGGGUUUAGUAAUUGAGAUACACAGGGUGAAUGUGGAGACAUGUAAUUUAUUUUUUGUUGAGGGGUUGUUUUUAGACCUGUGUUACCCUGGAUAUAAUGAGGCGUAUUGGCUAGAACCUGGUUUCGAAUUAGGUCAGGGUCUUAGAGUGCUUAGGACAGAUGCUGAAGUGAUGAGGAUGUGUGAAAGUGCAAUUAAAAAUGACAACACUGUCUAUCUCUAUUUUAAUCACCCCAUUGAUGCCAACCCUGAAAUCAUUGAUGACGAUGUGGUGUCUGAUGAUAGCAGUGAGAGUGUGGUUGAGGUCAAUCCACCUGGUAAUGAGAGGAAAACUGAAGUUGUGAAUGAAGAAACUGGCGAGGUUAAUCAGUUGAAUAAGGCUUUGACAGUUAUUGUGAAAGAGACUUUGAAUGAAGUUGUGAUUGAGAAGGCUGUUGAUGUUAACGAGUCGGAUAAAUGUGAGGGUGGUGUUAUGAAUGAUGAUGUGAAUCACGGGAAUGAGGAUAAAGAGACUGAACAACCUGCAGCUCCAGAGGUGGUUGUUAAGAGGGUGAAAAAGAGGCAUCCAAGACCACCACCCAGUGGUUUAUCACAAGAAAGAAGGGAUUGAUACCAGCAUUACAGGAUGUGAUGCCAGGUGUGAAACAUAGAUUUUGUUGUAUGCAUAUGUGGAGAAACCUGAACAAACGAUGGAAGGAUAAGGAACUUAAGGGAACAUUCUGGCAAUGUGCAAAAGCAACUAUUGAUCAAGAGUUCAAGGAUGCAAUGGCUAAUGUGAAACGGAUCAGUAAACAGGUGUGAGAGUAUUUGGACAAAUUUGAGCAAGAACAGUGGUCGUGAAGCAGGUUUUCUGAAUGACCAAAGGUAGAUAGUUUGACUAGCAACAACUGUGAAUCCUUUAAUUCAACCAUUGUGGGUCUGCGGGGCAAAAGCAUAUUGACAAUGCUUGAGGAGCUUAGGUUCUAUAUCAUGAGACGAUGACAACUCACAAGGACGCACUGAUGGCUUACACUGGCCAAAUAACCCCUAUACAAGUGAGUAGAUUAGAGAAGGAGAAAAAACAAGCUAACUACUGGGAGGCACAAUGGUGUGGUGAUGAUGAGCACAACGAAUUUAAAGUCAGAAAGUGGCAACAUAGAGUGAGGGUGAACACAAGAGAGAGGACAUGUUCCUGCAGAAAAUGGCAGCUGACUGGACUACCAUGUUGUCAUGGUAUUGCAGCAAUACAGAGGAAGAAUGAGAAGCCUGAAGACUAUGUCCAUCACAAGCUCACCAUUGAGGCAUACAACAGGACUUACCAGUUUCACAUUAAUAGCAUACCAAGUCAAGAGUAUUGGGAGCACCAUGAAGGGUUGCCUUGUCUGCCUCCUCCAUACAAGAGGCCUAUUGGCAGACCUUCAAAGAAAAGGAAAAAGAACAGCAGCGAGCAAAAUUCUGGGAGCCAAUACAAUGCCAAGAGAAGAUAUGGCCAGAUAACAUGUCAAACCUGCAAGAGAGUUGGACAUAAUAGUAGAACUUGCCCUGAUAGAUCAACUAGAGCAGCAGCUCAAGAAGAAGGAAUUGAUGAGGAUGAAGCUAGAGAGCAAGAAGCUAACUGGGAGGAGACCAUGGAGGCUGCACAUGCUACACAUAUUGCAGAUGAGGAAAACCUCACUCAAAACCACCCAGAAAGUCAGCCUGAUGAGAACACUGACCCUGAUGUCUACUCCAACAACUGCUGCACCCCCUAAUGCAGCCACUACACCAGCAACCAGCUCAGAACCAGCACCUCCAGUGACAAGAAGGCCAAUAGCACCAACACCACCAAUACCACCAACAAGAGGCAGGGGCAGGACCACUCGAAGAGGAACAACACCAAACUCAACAACACUUUUCACUCUCACACAAAAUGUUGCAGCUACACCACCACACCCUGCUCAACCUAGGGUUGUUAGGCAUGCUGCUGGGUCUAAAUCUCAGAUCCCAGCCACACCAACCAAUACUGCAGGACCAAGUAGUGGGCCUGGGUCAAUGCCACAAGGUCCUUUGGUUAGGCCCACUCUUCAAGCCCAACAUUCAGCCACAUCUAGGCCACCAAGUGUGACUAGAAAAAUCAUGGCAGCAGCGAGCCCAGCCACACAGAGCAGGUUCACAGGCUUCAUGCCCACCCCAUCCUUGAAGAAGAAAAAGCAAUCUGGACCAAAAGCAUCAAAGCCUUCAGCAAGCAACAAGAAGUGACCUUACUUUCUUGGGUUUUCAUUUUGUUAUUAGUUCCAUGUUGGACCUGAUGUAGAUACUAUGCACCUAAAUGCCAUUAUGGCAUGUUGAGUUUUUAGUUCAAUGUUAGACCUGAUUUAGUAGUACUUGUUAUGAACAUAAGUGUCAUUAUGUCAUGUUAGGUUUUUUUGGGGCUGUCUUGUGUUAUUUUGGGUCUGAGGUAUGUUACUCUUGAUACUUAUGGAUUAUGAUUUUAUGCUAUGAAAAAGGUGUUUUAUACA